AUGCCCGGUAGGAGGGCUGGGAGGAGGCGGUGCCAGCACAUCCCUGCACCGGACUCUCCCUGGCUGGCCGCCCGUGUGAUGGAGAGCCGCCCGGUGUGUGCCCGGUGAUGGAGCUGUCCGUAUGGCCCAGGCUAAUACCAGCGGCGGGGGGACAUCGGGGGGACGCGGGGAGCUGUCCCUGGAGGAGGUGCUGAAAUCGUACGAGCAACCCAUCAAUGAGGAGCAGGCGUGGGCCGUGUGCUACCAGUGUGCCCGGGGACUGGCAGAGGGAUCCCUGGCACCCAGAAACAGGAUACGGGACCCGGCAUCUCUGCUGCUUCACCGGGAUGGGACAGUUACCGUGGUACUGGAGAACCAGGGCGCCCCGGGGACUACUGAGAGUACCCCCCUUUCAUCACUCACAGAGACGCAGAUGGUGCAAUGUCUGGGGUUUACCAUAUACCGGGCACUGGACUGGGGGCUUGAUGAGAGUGAGGAGCGAGAGCUCAGUCCUCAGUUGGAGCAGCUCAUUGACCUCAUGGCUGCCAGCGACUCCGAGGUAGUCAUGACAGAUGAGGGCUAUGAAGGUACAGAAGAUGAAGAUGAAGAUGGUCCUCCCAAGGUGGUACGGAGCUUUUCAGCAGUCCUGCGCUUCUGUGCAUCCCAUCUCCCAGAGCCUCAGGAGGCACCCGUCCACUACCAGGCUGUAUGUAGAGCACUGUUUGCAGAGACUGUGGAACUUCAAGCUUUUCUCCAAAAAAUAAGGGAAGCCAAAACGAUCCUGACAAAGAUGAAAGUGGAGGAGGCAGAACCAGAUGGACUUGUAAACCUGCAGAACACAGACUGGGCACGUUUGUGGGUGCAGCUGAUGAGGGAUCUGCGACAUGGGGUACAGCUGAAAAAGGUACGGGAGAAGACAUUUAACUCUUUGCCCACUGAAUACCAGCUUACUCCAUUUGAGAUGCUUAUGCAGGACAUCAGGGCACGAAACUACAAACUCCGCAAGGUUAUGGUUGGGGGAGACAUCCCUCCCAAGGUCAAGAAAGACGCACAUGAAUUAAUUUUGGACUUCAUCAGAUCUCGUCCUCCUCUGAAGCCGGCUUCUAAACGGAAUCUUCCCCCAUUGCCUCUCAGACAAAGAACUCUCCAUGAAAAGAUUCUGGAGGAGAUAAAGCAAGAACCUAAAUUGCGUCCUGUGCAGACUGAAAGGCGAGGUCAGAAAGGAUUUGGCUCACUCCCAUGUAUUGUGGAUGUUUACUCAACUGAUAUGAAGUCAACAUCUUGUAUUAACCUCUCAGUUGCGGAAAAUGUGGCACCACGAGCACGUCCCCGUGUCCUACUCAAGGCCCCCACGCUGGCAGAAAUGGAAGAGAUGAAUUUGUCUGAGGAAGAUGAGUCUCCCAAUUCUGAGCUGCGGCGGGUGACAAGUGCUCCAUUACCACUAAAACGUGACCGCUCGUUCUCGGAGCAGGACCUGGCACAGCUACAAACUGAGAUGGGGCACAGGCCACAGAGGGAAAUGACUCAGGAACAACAAGGACCAGAGUCCCGGGCUCGAUCAGGCAGCAUGAACAUCCCACACAGACCAUUGUAUCGGAAUCUGAGGAGUUAUUCAGACUAUGCUAGCUCUGGAUUCCCUUCACCCAGCCGUACCUCCCUCAGCUCUGUGCAGGAGAGGGCAGAACCAGAGUCAGCCUUAGACAGCAGUUCCAGGCAUCGUUGGCUGGAGUUCAGUCACCCAGUGGACACAUUGGCGUUAACUGUAGAAGAGGUUAUUAACGUGCGCCGGGUGCUUGUGAAGGCAGAGAUGGAGAAGUUUCUUCAGAGCAAAGAGCUGUACACUAACCUAAAGAAAGGAAAGGUUUGCUGCUGUUGCCGAACAAAAUUCCCUUUGUUCUCUUGGCCUGCAAAUUGUCUAUUCUGUAAAAGGUCUGCUUGUGGUUCCUGCAGUGUUAAGAUGAAGCUCCCUGCCAAGAAGCUGGGGCACAUUCCAGUCUACAGUGUGGGGUUUGAGAGUCCCCAAGGAGUGAUCAGCACAAGUGGAAACUCUCACAAAAAGCGAGACAUCUUCCAGUCCUGCAGCGGCUUGUCCUGGAAGAAUGUAGAAGGUCAGUUCCCCCACAUCUAUGCUCAGGGUGCUGUUCUGAAGGACGUGUGUUCCGAUUGUGCAAGUUUCAUCCGUGAUGUGAUCUGCUCCAGCCGAAAAAGUGUGGACAUGCUAAACACCAGACCCAGACCUGCGUCCUCUCAUCCUCAAUAUCGGACAGUCAAGAAACUUUAAUAAAAUUCAGCAGCACCUUCUACCCUAUGUCCACCUUUUCCUCAUGCUAAUAUAGAGCCCCCUGGGAGAAAGAACAAGUGUUAAUACCUCCCAAUCCAGGUGUUUCUAACAUGUUGAAUAUACAUUUUACUGACUUCUACUGUAUUAAUCAAUAAGGAGAAUAUCUCAGCUGGUUUUGUCACUAGUCUCUAAGAUGUUAGUUUAGGAAGACCUGACCCAUCUGCAGUUUUGCUAUGGAACAGUAUUAUAGUAAUGGAUAGAAGGAGGGGGCCGCUUUAAUUUACUGUAACUGUAGUUAGGUUCUAAGCUUCUAAGGAAUGUCAGCUGGAUCAAUGUAUCUUAUCAGUUCCCAUACUGCUCCUAAAAACAUGGAGCAAGAAAGGCCUGGAGAUUAUCCAUGUAGGUCUUCUCUCUUGUGCAAACUAUAGACAUAUUUUACAUACUUAUUUCCCCUGAUAAAGCAUUGACCUAAAGCUGGAUCUCCACAAAGACAAUCAUUUCCUAUUGUGAUGCAUUAAACACUUCUGGCAAUUUUCUAAUAUGUGCACAUAUAUAAGUAAAAAUGAAUGUAGCUGCCAUUUACUGGAGAGAGUGGUCAGCAGGUGAUGAGGGUCGAGGAGAAUUGGGAAUUCCUGCAGCAUCCCAUUGUGCACAGUUGCUUCUCUGGUAAGGUCAUUGUUCUAGGAACAGUUUCUUAAGGUCUCCGAAUAUUCAAUGGUUUAUAACUUGUAACUUGUGGGGAUCCAGCUAUUCUGCUAAAUUGUCAACAGUUACAUGAAUCAACAUUUUACAAGUAUGCUGAAAAGCACUUUAGCAAUAUAGGCCAAGAUUUAAAGGAACUGUAGAGAUUGCAGCACCUAGAUGACAGAAUGCACCUCUAGAAGCUUUUACUUGAGUUAGAAUGAAUAAUUCCACAAAAUGUUAUUUACAUGAGGUUCCACCAUGAUCUGUUCUCUACGGCUAUAGUAUCAUAGAUACCUCAGUAUAAUCAUGAUAACCUUAUCAUCUGCAUAGAUAUUUUUUCUGCUGCACUCAGUGUAACCAGUAGAGGAAGGAGGCAGUCACUGACAACUCAGUAGGAGGUGAAGGUGUCAUGUCCUUGAGGUAGCAGAAGUAGACCAGGAGAACCCCUGAGAACUCUAUAUCACAAGGUCUCAUGUACGUAAGAUUUUGGAUGUAGAUCAUCUAUACUAACACAUAAGCAAACACUACAUUUGUGCUUUCUGUCCAGAGUGACACUUUAAGGCAUGGAUAUUCAGAGGACAAGUUUAGUCACACUCAACCUAAUGCAAACCUUAAAGUAACUUGCAUUGUCCCCAUUGCAUGUAGAAGCCUGUAAAUCCACAAGCCCUAAUUUGCCUUUAAUGCUGAACUUAAAUGGCAAGUUACCACAUCUGCUUCUCCUAACUCCCUGUUGUUAUACACAGACUUUAUCACUACUGCUGAACUGCUAUAUGGACUGCAUAUAAAGACACAGGACCGUAAUAUGAAAAUGUACAGGUGCGCCGACUGAGAUUUAACCCCUUCAGGACUUGCAAAGCUGAUUGACUGUUGCAGGGCAACAUUUCUCCAGCCUCCAGCAGUCCUUAGGUGGUUAAAAUCCUAUUUUUGUAAGAAAAUAAAAAAAAUGUAUAAAUACCAAAAAAAUUCAAAGACUGAAUGAUUGUGUAAAUAUAUAUAUAUAUAUAGAAUGUAUAUGUAUCUUGGAUAACUGCAUAUCUCAAAUAGCACUCAUCAUACAAUGUUGCACUGCAGUAAAAAUCUUUUUC
This is a messenger RNA of Hyla sarda, 4029 nucleotides long. RefSeq names its product spire type actin nucleation factor 2 (gene SPIRE2). Gene Ontology annotation, biological process: actin nucleation; polar body extrusion after meiotic divisions; actin filament network formation. The record is from RefSeq and is a predicted model, not a curated record. Gene Ontology annotation, molecular function: actin binding. Lineage: Eukaryota; Metazoa; Chordata; Amphibia; Anura; Hylidae. The transcript has 15 exons. The coding region runs from base 122 to 2260 and encodes 712 amino acids. Gene Ontology annotation, cellular component: cell cortex; cytoplasmic vesicle membrane.